UUGAUUUGAUUUAAUUUAAUUUUCUCCGCUGCUUCUUUCGUUUGUUUUCUUCUCAACUCCGUCACCACUUCCUCAAGACAUCGAAGGAACCAAACCCUAAUUCAAAUUCCUUCGAAACCCCCCAAUUUCGAUCAGUUCAUGCAAGUCAAACAACAUGUGGGAGCAAUACACUUCGCACCUUUAAUCCAGCUUCAGCUUUUCUUCGAUUCUUCGAGCUAUAACUAGAGCUUUUUAUCCAGCACAUCCUUCAUAUUCCUUUAUUGUCUUUCCUCAAGAUCAACAGGUGACUAUAAAGGCAGAUGGCUGCGAGCUGGGAUGGAAGUUAUGACCCUGGCAGUCAGUCAGAUGAUAGCCAUCAUUUUGAGAGACUGCACAUAGAACCCCUUUAUGAUGCAUUUGUUUGUCCUUUGACAAAACAAGUUAUGCGUGACCCUGUGACGUUGGAAAAUGGCCAAACAUUUGAACGUGAAGCAAUUGAGAAAUGGCUCAAGGAAUGCAGGGAAAGUGGAAGAAAGCUGGUUUGCCCAUUGACCCUAAAAGAACUGAAAAGCACCGAUCUAAACCCAAGUAUCGCUUUGCGGAAUACCAUUGAAGAGUGGACAACUAGGAAUGAAGCAGCCCAGCUUGAUAUGGCUAGUAGAUCUCUAAAUAUGAACAGUUCAGAGAAUGAUGUUCUGCUGUCUCUUAAGUUUAUCCAGCAUAUCUGCCAAAAAAGUCGAUACAAUAAGCAUGUUGUACGCAAUGCUGAUCUAAUACCUAUGAUUGUGGACAUGCUAAAGAGCAGCAGCCGUAAGGUUCGGUGCAGAGCAUUGGAGACACUCCUCGUAGUGGUCGAGGAAGAUGAAGAUAAUAAGGCAAUAUUGGCUGAGGGGGACACUGUGCGUACCAUAGUUAAAUUCUUGUCCCAUGAACAGUCCAAGGAGAGGGAGGAGGCAGUCUCUUUGCUGUAUGAACUUUCAAAAUCUGAAGCCGUGUGUGAGAAGAUUGGUUCUAUUAAUGGAGCAAUUCUUAUAUUAGUUGGAAUGACCAGCAGUAAAUCUGAGAACGUUUUAACUGUUGAGAAAGCUGAUAAAACACUAGAAAAUUUGGAAAAGUUUGAGAACAAUGUCCGACAGAUGGCUGAAAAUGGUAGACUGCAGCCUCUUUUGACCCAGAUUCUUGAAGGCACGCCUGAAACAAAGCAGUCCAUGGCCGCUUAUCUUGGUGAGUUGGUUUUGAACAAUGAUGUGAAAGUCUAUGUUGCAAGAACCGUAGGUGAAUCUCUUAUCAAUCUCAUGAAAAGUGGUAACAUGCAAUCAAGAGAAGCUGCUCUGAAGGCACUUAACCAGAUUUCAUCUUACGAGGCAAGCUCCAAGGUGUUGAUCGAGGCAGGAAUGCUUCCCCCUCUUGUCAAAGACCUCUUUACCGUUGGGGCCAAUCAUCUUCCCAUGCGACUUAAAGAAGUCUCAGCCACAAUUCUGUCCAAUGUUGUAAACUCAGGAUAUGAUGUUGAUUCCAUUCCUAUUGGGCCGGACCAUCAGACUCUUGUUUCUGAAGACAAUGUCCAUAACUUACUUCAUCUAAUCAGCAACACUGGUCCGCCAAUUGAGUGCAAACUUCUUCAAGUUCUUGUGGGGCUCACUAGUUCUCCGACAACAGCUCUGAAUGUUGUUGCCGCAAUUAAAAGCUCUGGAGCUACUAUCAGUUUGGUUCAGUUUAUAGAGGUUCCGCAGCAGGAUUUGCGAAUGGCGUGCAUAAAACUUCUCCAGAAUCUCUCUCCUUACAUGGGUCAGGACUUAGCAGAUGCACUUCGUGGCACAGUUGGUCAGCUCAGCAGCCUAUUCAGAGUCGUAUCAGAAAACACGGGAAUUUCUGAAGAACAGGCAGCAGCUGCCGGCCUCUUAGCUGAACUCCCGGAGAGGGAUUUGGGCCUCACAAGGCAAAUGCUAGACGAAGGUUCUUUUCAGCUAAUAAUCUCUAGAGUUGUCAAGAUCAGGCAAGGAGAGACUAGGGGCUCCCGCUUUGUAACACCAGUCCUCGAAGGACUUGUUCGUGUGCUUGCAAGGGUUACUUUUGUCUUGUCAGAGGAACCCGAUUCCGUUGCUCUUUGCCGUGAGUACAAUCUUGCAGCAUUAUUCAUUGAAUUGCUUCAGGCCAAUGGUCUCGACAACGUCCAGAUGGUCUCCGCCACGGCUUUGGAGAACUUAUCUCAAGAAUCCAAAAAUUUGACAAGACUGCCGGAGUUGCCACCACCUGGGAUUUGUGCUUCUAUCUUUCCAUGUUUCAGCAAACAGGCCGUCAUAACAGGAUUGUGUCGCGUCCACCAGGGAACAUGUUCACUUAAAGAGAGCUUUUGUCUUUUGGAAGGACAGGGUGUACAUAAGCUGGUUGCGCUCUUGGAUCACACCAACGUGAAGGUGGUCGAAGCAGCACUUGCUGCACUUUCCACCUUGUUGGAUGACGGAGUUGCUAUCGAGCAAGGAGUGUUCGUUUUGUGUGAAGCAGAAGCAAUUAAGCCCAUACUCGACGUGUUACUUGAGAAACAAACAGAGAACUUAAGGAGCAGAGCCGUUUGGGUCGUAGAGAGACUUUUAAGAACCGAAGAUAUAGCCUAUGAAGUUUCUGGAGAUCAAAAUGUUAGCACUGCACUUGUUGAUGCCUUCCACCAUGCCGACUACAGAACCCGACAGAUUGCCGAGCGUGCCCUGAAGCACGUUGACAAAAUCCCAAACUUCUCCGGAAUUUUCCCAAACAUGUGAUGAAUUUGUUGUAUUGCGCAUUAUAUGGAGAGUAGCAACGUGUAUGUAUUUUCAGUUUCAUCCUUUUGUCUCCCUACAUGGAUAGUUUUGCAAGUAGAUAUUAUUGUAUAUUGAUGGAUUUCCCACUUGUAGAGGGUUUCAAGAAAUUGAUCAUUUGUUUCUAAUUAUGUUAGUUUCAUUGACCUUCA
This is a messenger RNA of Hibiscus syriacus, 2926 nucleotides long. Its product is annotated as U-box domain-containing protein 44-like. Bases 300 to 2738 code for a protein of 812 amino acids. NCBI's taxonomy places the organism in Eukaryota, Viridiplantae, Streptophyta, Magnoliopsida, Malvales, Malvaceae. The record is from RefSeq and is a predicted model, not a curated record. Gene Ontology annotation, molecular function: protein binding; ubiquitin-protein transferase activity. Gene Ontology annotation, biological process: protein ubiquitination. The transcript is spliced from 4 exons.